UCACACUUAUAACUCGUCCGACCUCGGCGGUCCGCAAAACAUUAUUUACUCGGUUUUCGGCUAAAUCGCCAGCAAACGCAACGGAAAGUCGUUUAAAAUGCGCUCCAGUGCACAGAGUUCAAACGCAAAAUGAAUUGAAUUCGCUUCUGGAGCGCGCAGCAUGCAAAAGUCAGUGUCCCGUGUGAAUCGCCACCACAGAAUGUGUGCUAGCAGUUGAUCGGUCAGGAUCUACCACACAGAACGCGAGUUCACCAAGCUCUCCAAGGAUACACCUUCACACCGCCCAACGACCCUGCACACAGACUCCUCAGCACGAUGAACACCAGCCAGACAGCUGCCGGCAACCGCAUAACGUUCACCAGCCAGCCGCUGCCCAAUGGCACCAUCAACAUAGCCGGCAAUCCCGGCACUGUCAUCUCGACGGCCCAGCUGCCGAACACCACCACCAUCAAGACCAUCCAGGCGGGAUUGGGGGCCCACCAUCCGGGACUGGCGCAGGUCCACCAGGUGCAACAGCAGCAGGCGCAGCAGCAGACGCAAUCCGUAGGUGCCACCCAAACACAAACCCUAGUUAUUAAAUCCAACCACCAUGCUGUCACCCUGCCGGCGGGUCUAGUCUCAAGUGCACCAGCAGGAAUCGUAACCAUGACCAAGACCAUCAAUCAGGCCGGUCAGCCGUUGCUGAACUCGAUGCUGCCGGCGGGCGUGGUGGUGGGCAUGCGCCACCAAGCCCCGACGCAGCAGCAGCAGAAGAAUGUGCCCACCAAUCCGCUUAGCCGUGUGGUGAUCAACUCGCACAUGGCGGGCGUGAGACCGCAGAGUCCAUCGAUAACUUUAAGCACACUAAAUACGGGCCAGACCCCGGCAUUGCUGGUCAAGACGGAUAACGGAUUCCAGCUGUUGCGCGUGGGCACGACGACGGGUCCGCCGACGGUGACACAGACUAUAACCAAUACCAGCAACAAUAGUAACAACAGCAACACGACAAGCACUACAAAUCAUCCCACAACAACACAGAUUCGUCUGCAAACUGUGCCGGCUGCAGCUGUAAGUAGAUACCAACAACAACAACAACAACAACAACAACAACAACAGCAACAUCAGCAGCAGCAGCAACAGCAAGCCACCAGCGGCAGCAGCACAGCCAGCACUAGCAUAGCACUGCGCAAAACGAUUGUCCGUACAUCAUCCACCACAGUCCCAUCCAGCAAUAAUAAUAACAACAAUAAUAACAGUAUUAUCAAUGCUACCACCACCACCACCAACACCACCACCUCUACCAACAACAACAACAACAAACCCGCUACUAACCAACAACAGCAGCAACAGCAGAAGCUCCAACAGCAACAGCAGCAUCUCAAGGCCCAGCAGCAGCAGCAGCAGCAACAUAAACAGCAGCAACAGGCAUCCGCUGCGGCUGCCGCUGCAGCAGCUGCCGCCAAUGUGGCGGCCACCAUAAAGAUUAAGCAAAACUCUCUGACCAACACCACCGCCUCCAACAACAUAAUUGUGAAUUCAGUGGCCAGCGGGGGUUAUACGAACGCAUCGCAGCCGCCGCACCUGACCCAACUGAAUACGCAGGCGCCGCACCUGCCACAGAUAACGCAAAUCCAAACGAUACCAGCCCAGCAGCAGUCGAACAAUGUGGGUGGAGCCGCCACGGGCACAGUGACCACAGCGGUGAGCAGCACCAGUAGCAGUACGACGGCAACAGCGGCGACGACGACCACGCAACAGGGGAAUACCAAAGAAAAGUGUCGCAAGUUUCUAGCCAAUUUAAUCGAAUUGUCGACACGGGAACCGAAGCCGGUGGAAAAGAAUGUGCGCACCCUCAUCCAGGAGCUGGUCAAUGCGAAUGUGGAGCCGGAGGAGUUUUGCGACCGCCUGGAGCGCUUGCUCAACGCUAGCCCGCAGCCCUGUCUGAUAGGAUUCCUCAAGAAGAGCUUGCCCCUGCUACGGCAAGCGCUCUACACGAAGGAGCUGGUCAUCGAGGGUAUCAAACCCCCGCCGCAACAUGUGCUCGGACUGGUCGGACUUCCUCCACAGCUGCCGAAAAUCCAAGCGCAAAUCCGUCCGAUCGGCCCCAGCCAGACGACAACAAUUGGACAAACGCAGGUGCGCAUGAUAUCGCCAAAUGCCUUGGGUCAGCCGCGACCCACCAUUGGCCACACAACGAUAUCAAAGCAGCCGCCCAACAUACGGCUGCCUACGGCUCCACGGCUGGUCAACACGGGAGCCAUUCGCUCCCAGAUACCCUCCCUACAAGUGCCUGGACAGGCGAACAUUGUGCAAAUUCGUGGACCGCAAAAUGCCCUGCAGCGCACGGGAUCGGUGCAGAUCCGUGCCACCACCCGGCCGCCGAAUAGUGCGCCCAGUACGAACAAACUCACUGCCGUCAAGGUGGGCCAGACGCAGAUUAAGGCGAUUACGCCCAGCCUGCAUCCACCCUCGCUGGCUGCCAUCUCGGGCGGACCGCCGCCGACACCUACGUUAUCUGUUAUAUCCACUCUAAACUCUGCAUCAACCACAACGCUACCGAUACCGUCGCUGCCCACGGUGCACCUGCCACCGGAGGCACUUCGUGCCCGUGAGCAGAUGCAAAAUUCGUUGCACCACAACAAUAACAAUCACUUCGAAGCGAAGUUGGUGGAGAUUAAGGCAUCGUCGUCGCUGCAUCCGGCCCACAUCACAGCUUCGCUAACGCCAAUUGGAGCCAAAACGACGAUGGCAAAGGCGUCGCCAAUGAUCGGCAAGGCGGCGUUGAAUAAAAAGAAACGUGACGCAAUGGAGGAUGCCAAGUUGAACAGUGCAGGCGGAGCAGCGGCGGCGGCGGCCAACUCGUUCUUCCAGCAGAGCUCCAUGUCCUCGUCGAUGUACGGCGACGAUGAUAUCAAUGAUGUGGCUGCCAUGGGUGGCGUUAAUCUGGCAGAGGAGUCGCAGCGGAUACUCGGCUGUACGGAAAACAUUGGCACCCAGAUACGGUCCUGCAAGGACGAGGUGUUCCUCAAUCUACCCGCGCUCCAGGCCCGGAUACGGGCCAUUACGUCAGAAGCGGGCCUAGACGAGCCGGCGCAGGAUGUGGCCGUUCUGAUAUCGCACGCCUGCCAGGAACGGCUAAAGAACAUCGUGGAAAAGUUGGCUGUGAUAGCGGAGCACCGCAUUGAUGUCAUCAAGUUGGAUCCUCGCUAUGAGCCCGCUAAGGAUGUGCGCGGUCAGAUCAAGUUUUUAGAGGAGCUCGACAAGGCCGAGCAGAAGCGGCACGAGGAGUUGGAGCGAGAGAUGUUGCUGCGGGCGGCCAAGUCGCGGUCGCGAGUUGAAGAUCCCGAACAGGCCAAGAUGAAGGCGAGGGCCAAGGAGAUGCAACGUGCUGAGAUGGAGGAGCUGCGCCAGCGGGACGCGAAUCUGACGGCGUUACAGGCGAUUGGACCACGAAAAAAACUGAAGCUGGACGGGGAAGCCGCCAGUGCGGGAGUGGGUUCGAGUGGCGGCGGAUUGCUGAGCAGCUCGGGAUCUGCGCCAACCACGUUACGGCCACGCAUUAAGCGUGUCAACCUGCGCGACAUGCUCUUCUAUAUGGAGCAGGAGCGCGAAUUCUGUCGCAGCUCCUUGCUGUUCAAGACAUACCUCAAGUGAUCGUCGUCCAUCAUUCGCAGCAGCAGCACCGUCUUCUCCUCCGCCGCCUUCUCCUACUCCCUGGACUGUCGCUGUCGUUUCCAGCUUUACGAGUUCAUUAUACAUUUGCAAUAUACACAAUUUUACAUAAUUUAUCCUCAAAUUGAACUGCGUCGCGUCGUCCCUUCGUUGUUGUUUUAUUUUUUUUAGUUAGGCGACCCCUUCUCCAUUUUAUAUAUUUACCUUACUUAAAUCGUAACUUGUAAUUUUAAGACUUAAAGCUCUUUUAUUUCCCCGCCUCCAAUAAAUUGUCUGUAAAACUC
Molecule: messenger RNA, 3935 nt
Organism: Drosophila serrata
Lineage: Eukaryota; Metazoa; Arthropoda; Insecta; Diptera; Drosophilidae
Gene: Taf4
Product: TBP-associated factor 4
Biological process (GO): DNA-templated transcription; transcription initiation at RNA polymerase II promoter
Cellular component (GO): transcription factor TFIID complex
Molecular function (GO): DNA binding; RNA polymerase II general transcription initiation factor activity; protein heterodimerization activity
Source: RefSeq, a predicted model, not a curated record